Molecule: messenger RNA, 4830 nt
Organism: Leptopilina heterotoma
Lineage: Eukaryota; Metazoa; Arthropoda; Insecta; Hymenoptera; Figitidae
Product: discoidin domain-containing receptor 2-like
Exons: 14
Coding region: 83-2854 (923 amino acids)
Biological process (GO): protein phosphorylation; cell surface receptor protein tyrosine kinase signaling pathway; multicellular organism development
Cellular component (GO): signaling receptor complex
Molecular function (GO): ATP binding; collagen binding; protein tyrosine kinase collagen receptor activity
Source: RefSeq, a predicted model, not a curated record
AAGAAUACGAUGAGACAAUCCAACUUAUCAUGAACUUUCCAAAGUUCAUGCAGCGACGCUGUAGGAUAUCGUAUCACAUAUCAUGGAAACGGUAGUCUUACUUCUAGAAGUCUUAAUUGUGUCGGCCCUAUCUUCUGAGGAGCCGAUAAAAAAUGUUUUCGGGCAGUGUUUACAUCCUCUUGGCAUGGAGGAGGGAAAAAUUCCGGACGAUGCAAUAACGGCUUCUUCUAGUUACGAGAUGAAGUCCGUCGGCCCGCAAAAUGCGAGAAUUCGACAGGAGAAGAACGGCGGUGCUUGGUGUCCAAAGGCUCAAAUUAGUGGCGAUGUUCGUGAAUAUUUGGAAGUUGAUCUCACUCAGGAUCAUUUAAUUACAUGGACAGAAACGCAGGGACGUUUUGGUAAUGGCCAAGGACAGGAAUAUGCGGAAUCCUUUUCCUUAGAAUACUGGCGUGGUGCAAAUUGGCGUCAUUAUAAAAAUUUAAAAGGCGACAAAAUCUUACGAGGGAACAGCAAUACAUAUCUGGUGGAGAAACAGAAGUUGGAUCUCCCUUUUGUGGCGAGUAGAGUACGAUUCGUCCCUUACAGUCAGCACCCACGCACCGUUUGUAUGAGGGUGGAGAUUUAUGGAUGUGUCUGGGAAGAACGAAUAGUGAGAUACAUAAUUCCCAAAGGAGAGACAUUUGGCCCUGAUGGAUGGAAUCUCGAAGACACAUCCUAUGACGGAAGUGAGAGGGAUGAUUUAAUGGUGGAUGGACUUGGACAGCUCAUAGACGGGAUCAUUGGUGAGGAUCCUGAAAUCCUCGUCUCCUCGUCCUCAACCAACUGGGUUGGAUGGAAUAAUCUCGAGAAAGUCGAGAUAAUCUUUGAAUUUAACGACUUCCGGGAAUUUGAAAAUUGUACGAUACACGUUGCUCAUGUUCCAAAGAAGGAAGUCGAGGUAUUUUCCUCGGCUCUCGUCUGGUUUUCAUUUGAUGGCCUUCAAUAUCAAAGCAAUCCAGAAAAAAUAGAAGUGACAGAAGAAAUCAAAACUAGCUCAAUCAGUGUAUCGAUUCCGUUACUAUCGAGAGUUGCCAAAUUUAUUAAACUUGAAUUGAAACAGAAAUCCAAGUGGUUAAUGAUAAGUGAAGUCAAUUUCGAAACGAGGAGAAUUCAACUCUGUGCAAUUCCAGCAUCUGCACGUAAUGGCUCAACGGACACAUCGGAGCAAUUUUUUCGCGCCUGUGAAAAUGAAUCGGAAUCAAAUGAGACGAUGGAUAAAUCAAAUGGUUUUCUCAAUGAGACAGUGUCUGACGUGAAACCAAAUUUGACACCUGAUGCCUUUCCAAUCAACAAUUCACAAACGUACAUUGGACUUAUAAGCGGUGCAUUGACAGUUGGAGCUUUAUUAUUGACCUGUACAGUAUUCUUGAUGAAACAGAGGGGACGCAAUAAAGUUGCCCUUCUUCAAAAGCACACGGCACUAUUGUGUGGUUCACCAAAACCAGGGAUCACUAUUAAUAUGAAAGAUAUUAAAAUGGCAAAUCCAAUUGUUGUCAAUGGCUUGUCACAGUCAAGAUUGUCAAUAAAGAGUAAAGGUUUUUUCAGUGACGACAACACUAUUCGUAGUAGUGAUCAAAACAGCGAAUACGAACAUUGCAGUGCCUAUGAAAGGACCUAUAAACUUUUUUCCGAAGAAAAUCUUGCCUAUGAACCAGCAUCGCACAAAGGCGAUCAUUAUUCCGCAUGUAAAAGCGAGUACAGUGAUGUCACAGAUUUUACAAAUGAAAGAAAUUAUCAGGACGAAUUGACGUCGACUCCAUUCUCUAAUAAGAGACAUUCAAAAACAAAUCCCAAAGUUCAUGAGGGAUAUUACGCUGCCACCGAUAUAUUGACAAUUAAGCGAAGACAACAACGAUCGACUUCGAGUUUAUUCACUCCUCUUCAAAUUCAAGACGGUAUUCAUUUAUCGAAUACAAAUAAUUCUUAUAAUAUUCAACACGUCUCGAGACACAGGCUGAGAAUUAUGGAUAAAUUGGGCGAAGGCAGUUUCGGAUUGGUGCAUUUAUGUGAGGCGAAAGGAGUUCAGUGUCCAGAUUUAAAUUCAGUUCGUAAUCGACAAGUCGUGAUAGUGAGAUCCUUAUGGCGAGGCGUUACAGACUCCUUAAAGAAAGAUUUCAUGAAGGAUAUGCACGUUCUGGCAGCCAUUCGAGAUAUUAAUGUAGCUAGAAUAAUAGCUCUAGUGGAAGAGGAACCAUUCGGAGCUGUUUUUGAAUAUGGAGAACUUGGAGAUCUUCCAUCGUUUAUAAAGAGCCGCGAAAGUUCCAGUGACGAUGCGCCGUUAAGUUAUGCGUGUCAAUUGAAUUUCGUGACUCAAAUAGCUUCAGGAAUGAAGUACUUGGAAAAUUUAAAUAUUCCCCACUGCGAUUUAGCAGCGAGAAAUUGUGUCGUGAGUAAAAACUUAAUAUUAAAAGUGUCUGACCACGCCAUGUACUGUAGCAAGUACGAUCAAGAGUAUUACGUAAAUGGAUAUUACGCGAAAGUACCUCUUCGCUGGAUGGCAUGGGAGGCAAUUUUGUUGGGAAAACAAACUUGCCAAGCUGAUGUUUGGUCCUACGCUAUCACGGUCUGGGAGAUUCUUACUCUCUGCAAGGACAUGCCAUAUUCUGAUUUUACAUCAGAGCAAGUCUUGGAAAAUUGCAGCAAGUGGUAUCACAGCGGAACCGUGGAGAAGAGUCAACCUCGUAUACUUUCGCAGCCUCAAUCAUGCUCCAGGGAUUUGUAUCAUAUGAUGACAAAAUGCUGGAGCAAGCACGCCGAGGAGAGGCCGACAUUCGAGGAAAUUUGUCUCUUCUUAAAAAGAUUGGGCUUCGAUUAAAAUUGAUAAAAAAAAAAAGAAAUAAUUUUUAUCGUUCGCUCGAGCAGCGUGGACCAAAUUGUUUAACAAUCAGCUAAGAGGCAUCCUACCUUCCCACGAAAGAGCCAGGCAGGAUGCUCUAGCCAUCAAAUUAUGCUCAACUAGGUUAAAACCUCUUUCUUCUAAGACUCAAAAAAAACGAAAAAAUACUUUUAAGGUAACGCGUAUGAAUUUAAUAAUUAAACUUGAAAGAAAGAUCUCUUCAGUAUAUUUUUAAUCUUUAUUUCCUACGCGAGCGAAAAUUUCCCCUUUAUUCAAUUUUUAUUUUUGCUUUUACAGCGAAACCUAUUUUUCAAGUAAAAUUAAUCCUUCAAAUUUAAUAGAAUUUUGAAAAGAAAAUACUAAAAUAAUUUAUUAAAGACAGAAUUAAAAUAUUCCACUUUAAGGAAAAAGAAAUGUUUAAAGAAAAUUAAAGAAACAAUCUUUUUUUUUUGAACGAAAGUUUCUUUCCUUUUUUUGUUGAAAAAAUAUACAAACUGAAGAGAUCUUUUUCUAAAGUAAAGAGUCAAUGUUCUUUACGUCUGUCGAUAAAAUGGAAAGCGAGCAACGACAAUAGAAUACGAAAUUUUGUGAGUUUUUUUAGAAAUUGCUUCAGUCGGGAAAAUUAGAAUGUAAAUGAAAGUAAUUGAAAAACUUUAAUUAAAAGAAAAAAAAGAAGAAAACAAAAUAAUUUUCUAAGCGCGUUGCUCGUUUUCAAAUAAAGGGAUCCCUUUGAAUCCUCAAUUCACAUAUCUUCGUUUUCAUUCCUCAAGAUGUAUACUAUUAUUAUUACGAGUUCAAAAAAAAAGAAUCUAGUAAGGUAUAUUAAAUUUUUACAAAUCCCCCCCAAUAGUACUAAUAAUAUUAUUGGUAAAAAUUUAAAAUUAAGAUAACUUUGUAAUGAUAAUGAAAUGUGUAAUCUAAAGUAUAUAUUGUAUAUUUAAGUGGACCUCUGUAAAUUGUUACUCGACAUCGACACGUAAGAAACUUAAAAAAUAAGAAAACUAGUUUUCAACAAAACUUGAAAAUUUCCAUAAAAGAAAAAUGAGGAUUCUCGUUCAAUUCGUUGUUAAAACGAAUUUACAAAACAAAAGUACGUAUAUUCCAAAAAUAUGUUGUAAAUUUUUAAAAAAUUAAUAAUAAUGCCAAUAAGAGUCAAGAUAGGCAAAAGUCGAAAGAUGGUUUAUUAAUGUAAAUUUUCAAAAAUAGAUUAAAAUAAUUUUUUCAUCUCUGAUUAUAUAAUUUACCGCAAAGAGAAUAUUCUUAGAAAUAACAUUUAUUUAAACAAUCAAAAGUCUUUUGCUUAUCUUAAUUCUAAAAUUACGAGACGUCGUAGAUAUCAGAAAAAAAAUCAAAUCCGAUCAAUGAUAAAUUGAUCCAAUCAUAUCGAAAUGGAAAAGAAAAAAUUUUCUUCUAAGCUAUGUACCUUUCUUUUCGCAAUCAUAUAUAUAUAUAUAUAAAUUAUUACAACCGAUAUUUAUUUAAAUAAUUGAACGUCAAUCAAGACAAUCAAAUUUUUGUGGAUAUGAUGAAAUCGUCGAAAAAUGAAGUCUAAAAGAAAUUUAUUAGAAAUUGUAAACAAAGGUACUUUAUUAAUGCGUUAAUAUCUAUAUUUUGUUAAUUUGUUUGCUGUACAAAAUGCGCAUAUUUAUUAUAUAGGGGAAAAAAAUUACAACAACCAUAAAACGUAAUUAUCAAGUUUUUCUCAAACAUUGUUUAUAAAUUAUUGCAUUUAGUGAAGUAUAAAAUGAACAAAAGGAGAAAAAGAUGUGGAAAUGAGAGAAAAAGCAUUGGAAACGCGUGCAAUUUUAAAUUACUAGUCCUAUCAAUUUUUAUCAAAACGAUUCGUAGAUCUAUAGCUACCAUAAUCCAAAUUUGUAACAUGAAUUAUCAUAUUUCAUCGAAAAUUAUAUUCUUCAUAUUUCCAGUGUUAUAAUCAAUAAAAAAAAAUUGUUAUA